AUGAUCUUAAGGAUCAUACAAAAAUAUUCAUUUAAAUGUGGUCAAUAUCGUAAAUAUCCAUUAUGUCGUUAUGAACUCAAGGCAACUGUACCAGAUGAUGAUCCAAAGUCGAUUACGGUAAUGUUCAAAGAUGCUCACAACCAUGACGAUCGAAACCAAACGUCUCGUGUACCAUCUCCAGUACGGCAAUCUGUUUCAAAAUAUGUUGGUAUUGGUUUAACUGAAGCUCAAAUUCGUUUCACUCAAUUUACAAAAUGUCGCGUACCAGCAACAUUAACGGCCGAACAAUAA
Molecule: messenger RNA, 291 nt
Organism: Didymodactylos carnosus
Lineage: Eukaryota; Metazoa; Rotifera; Eurotatoria; Philodinida; Philodinidae
Source: the annotation of a GenBank genome assembly